CCACUAUAUAACAUAUUUGGCCCUCUUUCCUUCUUCUUCAUUGUCUCGAGACCUUCGUUGGGAGUUGCUCUUGUGAAGAGAGCGCCGCCACCAAGCAAACUCCUCGAAGCCUUCGCCAUUGAUGGCGCUUCCGAAUCAGCAGACUGUGGAUUACCCAAGCUUCAAGCUUGUGAUCGUCGGGGAUGGUGGCACAGGGAAGACGACUUUCGUGAAGAGGCAUCUCACCGGAGAAUUCGAGAAGAAAUAUGAACCUACGAUCGGUGUGGAAGUACAUCCCUUGGAUUUCUUCACUAACUGUGGGAAGAUUAGGUUCUAUUGCUGGGAUACUGCCGGGCAGGAGAAAUUUGGUGGGCUGAGAGAUGGAUACUACAUUCAUGGGCAAUGUGCUAUCAUCAUGUUUGAUGUCACAGCACGGCUUACAUACAAAAAUGUUCCAACAUGGCAUAGGGAUCUAUGCAGGGUUUGUGAGAAUAUUCCAAUUGUUCUCUGUGGCAACAAGGUUGAUGUGAAGAACAGGCAGGUUAAGGCUAAGAUGGUCACAUUCCAUAGGAAGAAGAAUCUGCAGUAUUAUGAGAUCUCUGCCAAGAGUAAUUACAAUUUUGAGAAGCCAUUCCUCUAUUUGGCUAGAAAACUUGCUGGGGAUCCCAAUCUCCAUUUUGUCGAGUCACCUGCACUUGCGCCUCCCGAAGUUCAAAUCGAUCUGGCUGCUCAACAACAGUACGAGGCUGAGAUUGCUGCUGCAGCAGCACAACCGCUGCCGGAUGAUGAUGAUGAUGCAUUUGAGUAGAGAAACGAAGCAGGUUUUGGCUUUUGGUUCUCCAGGAUUAAUCUUUGUAUGUGGCCACCAGAUUCAUGUGCUUAGUAGUUUUAUGCCAGGUGUCUCGAUUUUUGUUUGUUUCUCUUCUUUUCUUCGAAAUGGUCUGGUUUGGUCUGGGCUUGUCUGAUAUAGCGGCUGUUUUGGUUUAUGAUGAGCUGGUUUAGUUCAGCAGCAAUGCGCAAUCAUAACGCAGUGACUAAAUGUGUUUUAUCUUUGAAAUGAUCUCCAAACUUGGUUGUUACUUCUUAUGUUGUUAUUUAUGAGUUACUAUUAUUAUUUGUGCA
Dioscorea cayenensis subsp. rotundata (Guinea yam) is the source of this 1101-nucleotide messenger RNA. RefSeq names its product GTP-binding nuclear protein Ran-3-like. The transcript is spliced from 8 exons. Gene Ontology annotation, molecular function: GTP binding; GTPase activity. Bases 122 to 787 code for a protein of 221 amino acids. Gene Ontology annotation, biological process: protein import into nucleus; ribosomal subunit export from nucleus. The record is from RefSeq and is a predicted model, not a curated record. Gene Ontology annotation, cellular component: cytoplasm; nucleus. Lineage: Eukaryota; Viridiplantae; Streptophyta; Magnoliopsida; Dioscoreales; Dioscoreaceae.